Molecule: messenger RNA, 1260 nt
Organism: Trichoderma atroviride IMI 206040
Lineage: Eukaryota; Fungi; Ascomycota; Sordariomycetes; Hypocreales; Hypocreaceae
Biological process (GO): carbohydrate derivative metabolic process
Molecular function (GO): carbohydrate derivative binding
Source: RefSeq, a predicted model, not a curated record
AUGCUUGAUUCACGGCACGGCGACCACAGGCCCAUCCAGACGAGUGCCGUCAUCGUUCUGGGCGCUUCGAAAUGUCAGUCUUUCCCACCGCCGUCUCCACCAACGCCUUCGGCUUCACCAUCGACCAAAGAGAUUGGCGACCCGGUUGAUGGCUUCAGCUUAGACGGGAAGCUGUCACGGGAGCAAUCCAUCCAGGAGAGGAGACUUCACAGUGGCAUCCACGUUUUAAAUAUCGAGGCUGCCGCAUUGGCCAAUCUCACAAAGCUAUACGAGGUUGACGCGGUCGCGCGGGACGGCUUCAAUGCCUCCAUCAAAGCCAUUACUCGCCUGGCCAAGACAAAAGGGAAGCUGGUCAUCAUCGGUGUCGGCAAAUCCGGCCACAUUGGAAAAAAAUUAGUUGCGACGUUCCAAAGCCUGGCAAUCCGUUCUGUGUUUCUCCAUCCCACUGAAGCUCUUCAUGGGGAUCUGGGCAUUGUGGGCCCCGAAGACACACUUUUAUUCAUCACUUACUCCGGAAAGACGCAGGAGCUUUUCCUGAUGCUACCUCACCUGGAUGAAAAUCUUCCGACAAUUCUUCUGACAUCUCAUAUGAGACGAGAGACUUGCGAGUUCUUCAAGCAUCGGCCCAAGACGAUUCUAUUACCGGCACCCAUUCCCGAGGCUGAAAAUGUAUCGUUUGGAGUCCCGGCGCCAUCGUCUUCAACAACAGCGGCUCUGGCAUUGGGCGACGCGUUGGCUCUCACGGCUGCUCACGAGCUUCACUCGAAUGUCUCAACAAUGUUUGCCAAAAACCACCCUGGCGGCGCUAUUGGCGCUGCAGUCGCCGCAGUGGCUCGAGGGCCGCAGACCUUGGGUCACAUUUCCGUCCCAUGGGACGAGGUUGAUGUAACCGAGGGGCUGAGUGGCGACGAUCUUGUGCUGAGCCUGCUCCGGGCAGCGUACAGCUCAAAGACGGGGUGGGUGAGAAUUGGCGACGAGAUUGCCGUCCCAAGCAUGAUCCGAACAUUGGGCGACGCAGACAUGAUGAGACCAAUCAAGGACGUACCAGGCAUCACAGUGUCCCGCCGUCAAAUGCUGGCCAUGUCGUCGGAGACUACGGUUCGCCAGGCGCGAGAUAUCUUGGAAGACAUGCAGUCGUCUCCAAUCGAAGAACAGGAACAAGGAAUUGGCGGAACCGGAUCAGUCAUUGCAAUAACACACAGCGGGAGCAUUUUUGGCGUUUUGGAAGUUGAGCAAGUCCUCGAGUAUCAGGAUGUAUGA